UGGGAGCGCUGGAAUAUGUCUGGCCGGGGCAAGGGCGGCAAGGGGCUCGGCAAGGGCGGCGCCAAGCGCCACCGCAAGGUGCUGCGCGACAACAUCCAGGGCAUCACCAAGCCGGCCAUUCGCCGUCUGGCUCGGCGCGGCGGUGUCAAGCGCAUCUCGGGGCUCAUCUACGAGGAGACGCGCGGCGUGCUUAAGGUGUUCCUGGAGAACGUGAUCCGCGAUGCCGUCACCUACACGGAGCACGCUAAAAGGAAGACGGUCACGGCUAUGGACGUGGUCUAUGCCCUCAAGCGCCAGGGUCGCACCCUCUACGGCUUCGGCGGCUAAACUGUUCCUUUAAAUUUAUAUUGCAUGUAACACCAAGGCUCUUUUCAGAGCCACCCACAAAUCUCAUGAUAAGAGCUGUUUUGUCACUGAUCUGUGCGUCCUUGUAUUACUAAAGGUUUUAGGAAAAUGUAAAGUCAUAAUAACAGAAAUGUUGAAGCGUGUAAGAACUUAGCAUUGACUGUAAACGCUCUAGUAAAUAUCCACCCAGUACAUUUUGCAUCACGCAGUGAAUUUUCUUAAUAGAUCCAGGAUCUUAGGUGCAACUAGGAUUGCGUAAACGGCAGCUCCUGAGCUCUGGUGGUUAC
Molecule: messenger RNA, 632 nt
Organism: Hirundo rustica (Barn swallow)
Lineage: Eukaryota; Metazoa; Chordata; Aves; Passeriformes; Hirundinidae
Product: histone H4
Exons: 1
Coding region: 16-327 (103 amino acids)
Biological process (GO): nucleosome assembly
Cellular component (GO): nucleosome
Molecular function (GO): structural constituent of chromatin; protein heterodimerization activity; DNA binding
Source: RefSeq, a predicted model, not a curated record